CGCAUUCUGAGGCGGGAUGUACCAAGCGAGCGAUGGAAAACCGCACGUUCUGUCGGGCUCGUUGAUUUGCUCUCUGCUGUCACGUCCGCCCUCCCCGGCCAAUGAGCCUCUCUCCCUCCUCUCCUUGACCGACGACUGCUUCGCAUCCGUCCUCGAGAACGUUUCCGCGCCGGAGCUCCUCGUGCUCGGCGCAGUCUGCAGGCACAGCAUCGGCACCCCAGCCGCCGCCACUGCCGCCGACGAUGAUCUUACCACUGCUGCAAGGCACCUCCGCGCGGCUCUCGACGACGGCGCGCACUGGGAAGGCGCCUUCCGGCGCCGCUUUGAACCCGUGGCCCGCCUCCUCUUCCGAGGGGAGAUGCCGCUGCCGCCCGUGCGCCAGCUGCCCGCCCGCGGAAGAGGGGGCGCCUGCUGGAGGUUGCACUACCGCAGCUUCCGGCGGUCGUGGAUGGAACCGGGCGGGCACGGGCGGCUGCUGCUCUGCAUUCACGGGCGAGUGUACGACGCGACAGAGUACAUGCUAGAGCACCCUGGCGUUCGCCUGCUGAGAGCACGCCGACCGGUGUGAACGGGUCUCUUCACACCUCUACGCUGGGGUGCCGGCGCCCUACUGGGCGCCCCCCGCUCC
Molecule: messenger RNA, 628 nt
Organism: Emiliania huxleyi CCMP1516
Lineage: Eukaryota; Haptophyta; Isochrysidales; Noelaerhabdaceae
Exons: 1
Coding region: 17-568 (183 amino acids)
Source: RefSeq, a predicted model, not a curated record